Didymodactylos carnosus is the source of this 1824-nucleotide messenger RNA. The record is from the annotation of a GenBank genome assembly. NCBI's taxonomy places the organism in Eukaryota, Metazoa, Rotifera, Eurotatoria, Philodinida, Philodinidae.
AUGCCUCAAUUUUCAUUAAGUGAACAAAUUAUUUCAAAUUAUUGUACUGAAACAGGGUUCACAGAACAAGAGAUUGUUUAUGCGUAUGCAACGUUUAUGCGAGAUUGUCCAACCGGUCGUUGUUCACGAUCACAAUUUGAAUAUUUUUUCCGAAAAUCUCAAACAAAGCAUAUAGAUCGAAGAACAAAAAAAUUUUUUAAUAUGAUGUUUUCCAUUUAUGAUAUAAAUAAAGAUGGUGAAAUUGAUUUUAAAGAAUAUCUUUAUGCUUUAUCGGCAGCAACAUGUGCAAAUCGACUAAGAUUAGUUGAAACAUUAUUUGAAUUUUUUGAUACGGAUAAAAAUGGUUUUAUAACAAGAAAUGAAUUUGAAAAAAAGAAAAAAUUAGCCAGUGAUUUUCUACAUUUAGAAUCAAAUGAAAAAGCGGUAAUACUAGCAUUUCGUACUAUGGACACAGAUAAUGAUGGACUAUUAACAAAAGAAGAAUUUAUACAAUGGCAUUUACAACAAGGCUCAUUUCAAACGAAGACAAUACCAAAUGCUACUAGUGUGAAAGUGAAUAGGGAAACAUGUAAAGAGACACUGACUAUUUCAGCCACUGAAGAAGAUGACAAUAUUAUAGAAAAUAUAUCACAUGAGAAUAGAUUGGAAACAAGUCAAGUUUGUUCAACGCUAGUACAAAAAAAGAAAAUUAAAAAAUUAAAAGAAACAAAAAUUGUUUGUGAACCAACGCUACCAAUGAUGUCGGAUGUUCAAGAGAAAGAAAUAGAUUUAUUGAAAAUUACGCACAAUAAUCAAUCAAAACAAACCCGAACAAAAGCAGAAAAAUUGAGAAAAAAAACGACUCGAUUUAUGUAUAAUUUUGAUCAAAUUAAAAAUGUGUUUUCUAAUAAAAUGACAAUGAUAACAGAUUCAAAAGUUAAAAAAGAAAUAGUCACUGAUCAAUUGAAAAAGGAAAAACUAGAUGGACAAAAACAUCGAAAUUUAAACGAAGACAAAGAAGAAAUUUAUCCAAUUAAUGCUUGGCUUAAUGCAAAUACUCAAGCAGACAUUAAUAGAAAUUGGAAUAAUCAAGAUGUUCCUUUGAAUAUUGGAGUUAAUAAUCAUUUGGAAAAUCGAAAUAUCGAUGAUCGUCAACAUUUAUCUUUUAAAGAAAAUAGUGUAAAUAGUACAACAUUCAUGAAUGACAUUGACCAUAAUUUAUUUCGCAUAUUUCGAAAAGUUCGAAAUCGUUUUCGUAUACUUAAUGGAAUAUCUGAUAAUACAUCGUCAAUUCGACAAUUUAAAUCGACUGAUUCUGGUAUAUUAACAGCGUCUGUCUAUUCUACAACGUCAAAAUCGUGUUCAUCUAGUCAAUUUUCGACUGAUUCUAACUUUUAUAAUGGAUCUGAAUUUAAUGAGAAUGAUUUACACAACACAAAUGAAAAUAUGACAGAUUUAUUUGAUAUGUUAGAGAAAAACUUUUUACAAAUAUUAUUUGAACUCCGACAACAAAAUCAAUCUGAUACAAUCAUUCACGAACAUCAAGAUUUAAAUGAUAAAGAAUCAAUUGAAAAUAAAUUUAACGAUGCUGUUAAUAACAGUAUUGACAAUCGAAUUCUAUUACAAAGACAAAAAAAUUUGGAUGAUAUUAUAACAGUUUUGUCUAAUAAUGAUCAGAAGAUGUUUACAACAGUCUCUGAUAAUAAUGAAUGUCAAUGUGCACAAUUUAAAACAUGUUGUAAAAACAGAAAAGAUUCAGAAUCACUUGAAAGAAACAAAACAUUAUCAUUAUUGAACAUCAAUAACGAUGAUGUUGAUAAUGAAAUUAAAAUAUAUCGACUUUAA